Molecule: messenger RNA, 1976 nt
Organism: Phragmites australis (common reed)
Lineage: Eukaryota; Viridiplantae; Streptophyta; Magnoliopsida; Poales; Poaceae
Product: internal alternative NAD(P)H-ubiquinone oxidoreductase A1, mitochondrial-like
Exons: 8
Coding region: 189-1700 (503 amino acids)
Molecular function (GO): NADH dehydrogenase activity
Source: RefSeq, a predicted model, not a curated record
CCCUGCCGCACACGGAUCGGGGCCGUCGAGACGCGAUACGACGGCCCGCGCCAUCCACGCUCUCCCGAUCUCAGGUCUGCGGAUCGAACGGGACGCGCGGCCCCCGUCUCACCCGCCACGCGGCAGCGGCCCACCAAAUCGCGGUCGUUAAGGUACUCGCCUCACUUUCUCGUUUCACAUCUCGCGCCAUGGCCGCCGCCUCUCUGCUCCGCUCGCUCUCACGCCACGCGCGCCGCGGCUGCGCGGCCCCAGGCGCGUUCAGCCACCACCACCACCCUUGGUCGCCCUUGUCCACUACCGCGGCGGCGGCGGCGGCGGCGGGCGCGCAGGAUGAGGCGCGGAAGGGGUUCCCAGGGCUGGGGCCGACGGCGAAGGGGGAGAAGGCGCGGGUGGUGGUGCUGGGGACGGGGUGGGCGGGGUCGCGGCUCAUGAAGGAUCUUGACACGCGCGGCUACGACGUGGUCUGCGUCGCCCCGCGCAACCAUAUGGUGUUCACGCCGCUGCUCGCCUCCACCUGCGUCGGUACGCUCGAGUUCCGCUCCGUCGCCGAGCCGCUCGCCCGCAUCCAGCCCGCCGUGUCCACGUCGCCUGGCUCCUACUUCCUCCUCGCCCGCUGCACCGGCGUUGACCCCGACGCCCACACGAUUGAUUGCGAGACAGUUACAGAUGGUGAGAAAGAUGCCUUGGAGCCGUGGAAAUUCAAGGUUGCUUAUGACAAGUUGGUUUUUGCAUGUGGAGCUGAGGCAUCAACUUUUGGGAUACAGGGUGUUACUGAUCAUGCAAUCUUUCUUCGGGAAGUUCACCAUGCUCAAGAGAUCCGCAGAAGGCUCCUUCUUAAUCUGAUGUUGUCCGACAUACCUGGAAUUUCAGAGGAAGAAAAGCGCAGACUAUUGCACUGUGUUGUUGUUGGAGGUGGUCCAACAGGAGUGGAAUUCAGUGGUGAACUUAGUGAUUUCAUCAUAAGAGACGUUAAGCAACGUUAUUCACAUGUGAAGGAUUAUAUCCAUGUGACCCUGAUUGAGGCAAAUGAGAUAUUGUCAUCCUUCGAUGUGCGCCUUAGGCAAUAUGCUACAAACCAACUAAUUAAGUCAGGUGUAAGGCUUGUGCGGGGAAUUGUUAAGGAUGUGCAACCCAACAAAUUAAUUCUUGACAACGGAGAGGAAGUUCCUUAUGGUUUGCUGGUAUGGUCCACUGGAGUUGGUGCUUCACCAUUCGUUAAGUCGUUGCCAUUUCCUAAGUCACCUGGUGGAAGGGUCGGUGUUGAUGAGUGGUUACGUGUUCCUUCUGUUCGGGACGUGUAUGCUAUUGGUGACUGCAGUGGAUUUCUCGAAAGCACCGGCAAGGAAGUGCUCCCGGCUCUAGCUCAGGUUGCGGAACGACAAGGCAAGUACCUCGCCCGCCUGCUCAACCAUGUCAUGAAAGCAGGAGGAGGGCAUGCAAACUCCGAGACCGAAGCUGAUCUGGGUCCACCCUUUGUGUACAAGCAUCUAGGUAGCAUGGCAACUGUUGGAAGAUACAAAGCUCUAGUUGAUAUGAGGCAAAGCAAGGAGUCGAAAGGGAUAUCUCUCGCAGGAUUUGUAAGCUGGUUCAUCUGGCGCUCAGCAUACUUGACUCGUGUUAUUAGCUGGAGGAACAGGUUUUAUGUGGCUAUCAACUGGCUGACCACGCUGUUAUUUGGCCGGGACAUAAGCCGUAUCUAGAGUGUCUGUCUGUAUAUGUCUGAACAGUAUAAGUUCGAUUCAGUGCUAUAGGCCAUGGUCACUUGCUUUUCUUUUUCUUUUCCUUUUUUUUGGGUCCGCUUCUAUAUUUAUGUCUGUUGGCUGCCUAAUUUUAAGUUUCAAAUGCACAAUUCGCUUGUAAAUUCUGAAUAAAUGUGAGGAUACCCCAAUUACUCGCAUCUGUCGUGAAUGUAUAACACUUGUGCAGCUGUAGGUUCUUCCUUGUGAAAUAAAUCAAUUUCGAGCAAGAUUCACUGG